This is a messenger RNA of Nymphaea colorata (pocket water lily), 3502 nucleotides long. Its product is annotated as thioredoxin-like protein CXXS1. The record is from RefSeq and is a predicted model, not a curated record. NCBI's taxonomy places the organism in Eukaryota, Viridiplantae, Streptophyta, Magnoliopsida, Nymphaeales, Nymphaeaceae. The transcript has 3 exons. The coding region runs from base 227 to 601 and encodes 124 amino acids.
AAUCAUUGUUUAUUGUUGGGUAGUGGGAAGGAUAAAGGCGCAUCUGUAAUACGUGAGCACCCUCUCAUCGUAACCACCUGUUGAAGGUGGGAAAGAGAAAAACUAUGGAUUCCUGAUCCCGACUACCAACCACAAAACCCCCCUCUGCCGACUCUUCCCCUCCCCUAUAAAUUCUAGGCCUUCUCUUGCCUGCCCAAAGUUCUGAAAUAUUUGGUGGGUGUUCAUCAUGGAGUCUCAGGCGCAGCUCCAAAAGUUCAGGGUCCUCAGAGUAGAAUCAGAAGAGUCAUGGGAAUUCUUCCUGUCUCAAGCCAAAGAUCAAUCCUGCCCUGUUGUGGUUCACUUUACUGCAUCUUGGUGUGCGCCGUCUAUUGCUAUGAAGCAUUUCUUCGAGGAGCUGGCUCUGAAUUUCCAAGAUAUUCUCUUUCUCUUGGUCGAUGUUGAUGAAGUCAAGGGGGUUGCAUCGAAGAUGGAGGUAAAGGCUAUGCCAACAUUUAUAUUCUUUAAUGGGGCAAACCAGGUGGAUAAGAUCGUCGGUGCUAAUCCAGAUGAGAUUAAGAGAAGGGUUGCGUCGUUUGCUCAGUCUUUUCGUGCACAUAGUUAAGACUCGAUGCGUGUCUUUUACGUCUGCUUACAUGGGGAAGUGUUCACAUGGCUCUGCGGACCUUGUAUUGAUGUGUUAUGUAUGUUUAAUAUGUAAAGUUCGUACAUAAUAUGGUGUAAACUUGGUAUUUUAUUUGUUUAUUUAUGAAUAUUUAACCUGAUAUCGAUUUGCUCGAGAACUUCGUCUCCAUUCCUAUGCUUUCGUGAGAGGCGUGUGAAUUUAGAAUGCGAGGAAGAAUAUACUCGAUAUUAUAUUUGGUGUUAGGAGAGAAGAUCACUUCCUUGUUUCUAAAUAAGCCGCAAGUUUAUUUUCUUCUUUUUUUCAAAUUUUCUCGUCUAUUGUGCUUUAUAACUAUAAAUGUCUUUCGCGCAAGGGGGGAAUCCAAUGCUUUCAUAAUAAUCGUAAAUUUCAAUAAAGUAACUAUAAUUAUGGUCACCACGUAAUAGGUUCUAUAAAACCCAAAACCGCCUGUGCAUGUGGACUACGAGAAGGUUCGGGAGAUGUUGAAGUGAGCAUUAAAGGGGAAGACACAAUCAAAUCAGUUAUGUUCAGAAUAUUAAUUUGAUAUCAGACCUGAGCUCUUGAUCCAUAACCCGGCCCUUGAAUAUAGCAUCCAGAUACAAAGUGUGACUAUUCUUCCCGAAUUACCUUUGUGUUUGAUUGUAGUUGUAUGAGCAUGCAUGCGUGAAUGAAAUUUCACUCGCCCAAUACAUCUCAAAAGAGAAAUUAAAGGUUACGAACCUUGGAGAAAAGCUGUAGUAAAACAUAGCCAGGCAUUGAAACUUAAAAAUGCUACAACUUCAGGGGCUACUUUUUCUGGGUAUCCUACUUUUUUCAGAAAGAUUAUAUCAUCUAUCAAUCGAUAAAAAUACAAAGGACUCUGUACUGCAUCAGGAUAUUAAUAAUAUAUUUUUUUUUUGUGAAAGAAUUUUGAAUACAAGUACACAGCAGGUGCCUACGAAUCCCGGCUGAUACGACUAAGAUGAAAAGUGAUAUAUAUCUAGAGUAUUGCUAGGGUCUUGGCCCGCAGGUUUAACUAUAUGAUGCCGGCUGUUGGCCGGGCCAUAUCCCCUGACACGGGCCAAAACUUUUUGUCAGUCGUGUUCUGGACGGAACUUCCUCGUGGGCUCAAACAGAAGCUUGGAUAAUAGGCUUCACCCUCUAUCCGUGCUUGUAGCCCGGUUAUAGGUGAUGGCUAUGGACAGUGGGGCUGCCUCUAUGGCUCUGGUUUGGCGUCUGUGUGCAUCAGUUAGAGCAAUACUGUGUACAGAUGUAGGUGACCACUAUAAAAGAUGAAUGACUGCAAAUCCAUGGCUGGCAGACUGUGAGUCUUUGGUUACGUUCCUCUGCGGACUAGUGGGGAUUCAGUCCUUUUCAGCGAUGACAGUGUCCCUCCUAGUCUAUUCUUCUUACUGUGGCCUACGGACCUCGGGUUUGUCGAUGUUCAGGUCGUGGGGCAACUGAGAACAGCAGUGUUGUGUAAAUACUCUCCUGUGUUGGAAAGGGCAGUCUUGAAGCUCAUCCGCACCAUUUUCCAUCAGUGUGAUAUCUGGCAUGUCAGACACAGAGCCCACUCAGUCCUUUUACGUUCGUUUACAGUCUGCUCAUUUUCCGAAGAUAGACAUGCAGUUCAAUUUUCCAAAUUACGGAUGUAGGGAUCAUAGGCCAAGUUGUAGCUUAGCUGGGUGCUUUAUGAGCGACGUUGUUCUAAUUAAGCUGGUUUCUGCACUUGCAACUCCACUUUAAUAUAGAAAUCAGAAAGUCUGACGAGCAGGGUACGUCUGAUUCCAUCCUCAUUUAAUUCCCUCGAUUGAGAUUAGUCUCAUGUUAUGGUCAUUAAUGCGUCUCUCGUUUGGACCGAGCUAUCGGCUUUAGCUAUAUCUGAAGUUACUUGGACAUUGAAAGGAAAUGAUAGACGCACUUUUGUCCCUCUGGGAAAGGGGUACAGUGGAAUCUCCACCUGCAAUUCCGUAAGUACAGUCCCCUUUUUAGCCUUUUGGCAUUUUUCCUUUGCUUUACUCCAUGUGUUUUCCCGUGACCCCAUCUCUGCUUUUUACCACUCUUUACUUAGAGGGAGACAGACAGAGAGGCGUUCCAGAGGGAACUGCCGUUUCUCUUCUCCCCUCCAAGAGGAGCCAUUAACUCGAUCUAUCAUUUCAAUUUUCUUCUGUUGAGGAAGUGAAGAAAGAGAGACGAGGAAGAAGAAGCAACUAGAAAGGGAGUUACGAGUUCUGCAAGGGGGUUGGAAGUGAGGAGGGCUAACGAAAAUGUGCUAUGUGGGGAAGGCUUCAAAGAUCUUCAUAGGGAUAGUAGUGGUUCUGGUGAUUGUGGGAAUGAUAGUGGCGUUCCGUUGGGUCCGCCACGAGCCCAACCACAAGAGCCGCCAACAACAAUGUGAAGGCAACAGGUGCUCCCCUCCAUCUUUCUACCCUCAACCCAUCCCAGCAACCGCAGCAGCAGCACCACCCUUUAGCACUCCUACGCCCCCUGGCCCUCAAGCUGGUAGCGCCCUUAGUCCAGUGCCUCCUUGAGCCAGGUACCCCCACCUUCCCCUUGUCUUCUUUCCUCCUCUUUUUCUUGUACAAAGCCUCUCUCUCUCUCUGGCAAUCCUUCUUUGGCAUUGGAGGGUUUGUUUAGAUCUGUUUUUUCAUUUGUCUGGAUGUUGGUGUUGAUUGCUUUUGGGGCUUGAGAUUGUGAGGUGAUAAUGCAUGGGUUGUCUUAAUAGUUUCAGUUUUGGGUCUCACUUUUCAUGCUUGAUGUAAAUGGCCGUGAAAUUUGAGAAUGUGCAAAUGAGGGCCUUUUCUUUAAUUUGAUACUUUCAGUUUUAGGUCUCAAUUUUUAUGCUUGAUGUAACGGGGGUUUUAUUUGAGAAUGUGCUGAUUUGCCGCUUGUUUGGUCUCA